UUGGCAUCGAAGCGCUGGCGAUAGUUGGCAUGUUACGUGUGUUUUCGGCUUCCUCGCUUCCUUCUCGUUCUCGUUUCCUUCCUCCUUGAUUCCGAUUCCGAGUGUUGUGUGCGUCGAGGGCAGUGAUUGUGCGAUGCAACAACAUCCAAAAUAUUAGCAGCAGCGAACUUCAAAGUGAAUCACCGCGUGCACCAACACACACACGCACGCACACAUGCACACAUACGGCAGGCAACAGCAGCAGCAGCAACAACAACACCAACGGCAACGGGCAUUAUCGCAGCAACAACAACAACAACAUCUAACGCGUUGAAAACACUUAUUGCGGAGUAUAUUCGUUUUCGCUGCAUUUGCUGACUGGCUGGCCGCACGAUCGUUCUGCUUCCGCCGACGGCUCCGCGAAAGAGUAGCCUUCCGAACGGGAAAGGAAAAACGGCGAAAACAAACAAACAAAAGACGGGGAAAACGCGUGUGUGCGCGGUCUGUUGCUUAUUUUUUGUGGUUAGCACAACAGCAAAAAUUGGAGUGACAAACAACAGUUAGCCGUUGGAGCUGCAAGAUGACAUCGAAGAAAAGGAAAACGUUAUUAGACGCCGAUGACGACGAUGAUAACUUCGAUGAGGACGAUUCGGGCUCCGAUUUCGACGAUGACGAGGAUCCUGAUCAAAUAGAAGUACCCGGCGGUGGUCGCGAUUUGAAUACCGCUGUUACCUACGCCCAGAACAUCCGCAGCGGAGUGGGCGUGGCUACCAAGGGGCCUGCAGCCGUGCCCAUAAGUGUGUCCAAAGUCGUUAAGCCCUUCAACAACAUCAAGCCGAUUUCGUUGUUGCGGAUCAACAACAACAACAACAACACCAUAGUCACCACCGUCAGCGGCAGCAACAACAGCACCAGCAACGGCAACAACGUCGCCGUGCGCAAGAUAAUCACAACAGCGGCGGCGAAGCCAAUAGUGGGGGGCGGUGCGCCCACGGUUGGGGGCGUGGCACUGGGCGGAAAGAUCACAGCGAUACCGAUAAGAAAAGUAUCACCCCUGGAGAACAACCUGAACAACAUGCCAAAGAAAGUGAACAACGCAAUCACGGCCAUGGGCAGUCCAGCGGCCAGGAGCAGCGGCAAUGCUGGGACGACUGGGUCGCCUGGUGGGGCCGCUGGGUCCACCAGCAGCUACUUGAACAGCCUCAGCACCAACGAACUGAUGAACCUGGCCGCCUACGUGGCCGCCAAGGGUAGCAGCGCCCCACCGCCUCCGCCGCCGUCCACAGCCGCCAAUUCGGUGAGGAGCCCGCCUCCGGGCGGCGGUCCCAGUCCCGGUGGCAACUUCUUCGGCGGAGCGGCCGCCGCGUCCACCUCAGCCUCUGCCGCAAAUUUCAAUAUGGCCGCGUCUUUAUUGGCGCAGAUGAGUUACGGGGGCGGAGUGGCGCCCAUUCGCGCCAUCAAGAUGGCCGGAGCUCCUGGCGGGAUCGGGAACAACCAGAAGCCGCCGAUUGCCACCACAGCCGCAAGCGCAGGAGGAGGAUCAUCCAGCGGAGCAGCUGCCGCCGGCGUGAAGGGCAACCUCUCGAUGCUGGAGGCCGUGCAGAAGCUGAUCGCCAUGAAUCCGCAAUACCUGACCAGCGGCAUACCGAACAAUGUAUUCCAGCUGCUCAUGAACUCCAUGCAACGCGCGCCGGCGGCUCCCUCGCCCAUGCAAAAGAUCAAUCCCGGCCCCAUGGUGACGAGCGGCGCGGCAGCAGCAGCGGCGGCGGCCCACGCCUCGGCGGCAGCCUAUGUCCAGCAGGAGGAGGACGAGGUCGACUACGAGGAAAUGGGCGUGGCCGAGACCUAUGCCGACUACUGGCCCGCCAAAUUGAAACUGGGCAAGAAGCAUCCGGACGCCGUGGUAGAGACAGCCUCGCUGAGCUCCGUGGAGCCCUGCGACGUCUACUACAAGUUGUCCCUGCCCCAGGAGACGAUAAACAGCGGACAUCUUAGUGCCCUGCAGCUGGAGUCCAUCACGUACGCCUCGCAGGCGCACGAUCACCUGCUUCCGGACGGAAGCCGGGCAGGAUUCCUCAUCGGUGAUGGCGCUGGUGUGGGCAAGGGUCGCACCAUCGCCGGCAUCAUCUACGAAAACUACCUAAAGGGCCGCAAGAAGGCGCUGUGGAUCUCCGUGUCCAACGAUCUCAAGUACGAUGCCGAGCGGGAUCUCAGCGACAUCGGAGCCACGCGCAUCGAAGUCCAUGCCCUCAACAAGUUCAAGUACGCCAAGAUCAGCUCCGACGUGAACAACAACUGCAAGCGCGGCGUGAUCUUCAGCACGUAUUCCGCGCUGAUCGGCGAGUCCAACAACAAGACGGGCAAGUACCGAUCGCGGUUCCGCCAGCUGCUGCAGUGGUGCGGCGAGGACUUCGAGGGCCUGAUCAUCUUCGACGAGUGUCACAAGGCCAAGAACCUGUGUCCCGUGGGCUCCGGCAAGCCCACCAAGACGGGUCAAACCGUGCUCGAACUGCAGCAGAAGCUGCCCAAGGCGCGAGUGGUCUACGCAUCCGCCACGGGUGCCUCCGAGCCCAAGAACAUGGCCUACAUGGUGCGUCUGGGUCUCUGGGGACAGGGCACUGCCUUUGCCAACUUCAACGACUUCAUCACCGCCGUGGAGAGACGCGGUGUGGGCGCCAUGGAGAUCGUGGCCAUGGACAUGAAACUGCGCGGCAUGUACAUUGCCCGCCAGCUGAGCUUCAAGGGCGUCAGCUUCAAGAUCGAGGAGGUGCCGCUCUCCAAGGAGUUUCGCAAGAUCUACGAUCAGUCCGUGGAGCUCUGGGUGGAGGCCAUGCAGAAGUUCACCGAGGCGGCCGAACUGAUCGACGCCGAGAGCCGCAUGAAGAAGACCAUGUGGGGCCAGUUCUGGUCCUCGCAUCAGCGCUUCUUCAAGUACCUCUGCAUCGCCGCCAAGGUGAACCAUGCGGUGCUGGUGGCCCGCGAGUCCAUUAAGUACGGCAAGUGUGUGGUCAUCGGUCUGCAGUCCACCGGCGAGGCGCGCACCCUGGAUCAGCUAGAGAAGGACGACGGCGAGCUCACCGAUUUCGUCUCUACGGCUAAGGGCGUCUUUCAGUCCUUCGUAGAGCGACAUUUCCCGGCACCCGAUCGCAAUCGUAUCAACCGCAUCCUCGGCCUCUACGACGAAACCCCCUCCAUCGCCGACUCCACCUCCAGCUUGGGUACCAAUAGCAAUAGCACAACAGCGGCUGCCAAGCGAAAGGGAAGCAGCAACAAUGACAACGGAUCCUCCGCGGGUGGUAAGAGCAAGAAGAAGAAGCGCAGUGGGUCCUGGCAAUUCAGCGACAGCGACGACGAGGACGCGGACAGGAAACGCAAUCGGAAGCGGGACGCAGGCAACUCCAACAGCGACAGCGACGAGGCGAAUAGUGAUGAUGACUUCAGGAGCGACAUGGAUGACGAGGAUGAGGACGACGAGGAUCACGACGUGGACAGCGACCGGCGGAGCGUGGCCAGCGAUGCCAGUUCCGAUUUCAAUCCCUUCUUCAGCGGCAGCGACAGCGACAUCGAUCCGUGGGUGAAUGCCCGCAGCAAGAAGUCCACCAAGAAGACCCAAAAGAAGACCAAAAAAAAGGUGAAGAAGGAGAAGGGCAAGAAGGAGGCCACCUCCUCGGCAUCCAGUUCAGCUGCCACCGAUCCCAGUGGUAGCACGACGAUGUCGGCCACUGUGGUCGCCGCUCUGAACGCGGCCAAGAGCCGCAAGUCACAGCUCUCUACGCAGGACAAGAUCCAGGAUCUGCUGCAGAAGAAGCAGGAGCUGAAGGGCACAGUCACGCCGGUGGGCGUGAACGGUGUCAAGCUGAACUACGGUCCCCCGCCCAAAGACGCAAUUGAACGAGCCUGCACGAUGAAGGAGGAGCUGUUGCGCAAGAUCGAGCGCCUGGGCUCCCGCCUGCCGCCGAACACCCUGGAUCAACUGAUCGACGAACUGGGAGGUCCGGACAACGUGGCCGAGAUGACGGGUCGAAGGGGCCGCGUAGUGCAAACUGACGACGGUAACAUCCAGUACGAGUCCAGAACCGAGUCGGACGUGCCGCUGGAAACGCUGAACAUCACCGAAAAGCAGCGUUUCAUGGACGGCCAGAAGGAUGUGGCCAUCAUCUCGGAGGCGGCGUCCAGUGGUAUUUCCCUGCAGAGUGAUCGGAGGGUCUUCAACCAGCGGCGGCGUGUCCACAUCACUUUGGAGCUACCCUGGUCCGCCGACAGAGCCAUCCAGCAGUUCGGACGUACCCAUCGAUCUAAUCAGGUAAAUGCGCCCGAGUACAUCUUCCUCAUCUCGGACUUGGCUGGUGAACGGCGUUUCGCCUCCACCGUGGCCAAGCGUCUGGAAUCGCUGGGAGCGCUCACCCACGGCGAUCGCAGGGCCACAGAGACCCGUGAUCUCUCCCAGUUCAACAUAGACAACAAAUACGGUCGACAGGCCUUGGAGACGGUGAUGCGCACCAUAAUGGGCUACGAGUCGCCGCUGGUGCCGCCGCCCACGGAUUACAGCGGAGAGUUCUUCAAGGACAUCGCCGGGGCCCUGGUCGGUGUGGGCAUCAUCGUGAACAGCGAGAGUCACCCGGGUGUGCUGAGUCUGGAUAAGGACUACAACAACAUAUCAAAGUUUCUCAACCGCAUUCUCGGCUGUCCGGUGGACCUGCAGAACCGUCUGUUCAAGUACUUCACGGACACCAUGACGGCAAUCAUCCAGCAGGCGAAGCGCGGCGGUCGCUUCGACCUGGGCAUUGUGGAUCUGGGAGCUGCCGGCGAGAAUGUGACCCGCUGCCGGCUCAUUCGGUUCGUGCGAAAACAUGCCACCGGAGUGGCGCCCACAGAGAUGCACACGGUUCGCGUGGAGCGCGGCAUGAUCUGGCAGGAGGCCAUUGACAAAUACGCCGAUCUGUUCAACGAGAACGAGGGCUUCUACCUGUCCCACCAGCUGCGCAACCAGAAGCGAACCGCCAUCAUGGUGGUGAUCUUGGAGCACCAGCCCGCGCGCAACAGCAGUUCGAGCAGCACCACCGACUCCGACGGCGCCAGCAAGAAAAAGAAGUCGCGCAGCAAAAAGGAGAUCAUGUGCCAGAUCUACCGGCCGAACACCGGUCUCCAGGUGCGCCACGAGUCGCUCUUCGAGCUGGAGAAGAAGUAUCGCAAGGUGUCCAGCAAGGAGGCAGAGCCGCACUGGACGGAGCAGUACGACGCGUCGGUGAACACCUGCUCGCACGCCUACUGGAACGGCAACUGCAGGAAUGUCAGCCUGGGUAACGACUGUGAGGUGGGCUUGCGCCAGCGGUUGUACCACGUCCUGGCGGGCUCCGUGCUCUCCGUUUGGGGACGAGUGGAGCACAUACUGAAUACACGUUCCAAUAGCAAGAUGCAAGUGAUACGCAUGAAGACGACCGAGGGUGAGAAGAUUGUGGGCACCCUGAUACCCAAGUCCUGCUUCGAGCCGUUGGUGGCCGAUCUGCGCAGCGACUCGGAGAAGCAGGAGGAGUUCAACUACUAGUGUGCAGGGCCACUGGAGUUCCAGUUGUGUGAUGUUGUUAUGGCUACACCUUUGAGAACGCUAUCCCCCCGUAUCUUCCAAACCAAGGCCAAGCAAUAUUGAGUCCACAGCGGAUGGUAGGGAGCAUGUGCAGCAUGAUAGGCUUUAACAUAAUAUAUAUAUAUAUAUAAAUAUAUAAAUACUACUAUAGAUAAUCUUAAUACAUAGCAUAUGUGUGAAAGGACAUGAAUUAUAAGGCUCCCGGAUAGUAGCAAACGCUUGAGAAACCAACUUUUUUUUUCCUAAUUUUAAAUAGACUUAACCAUGUAAAUCAGACUUUGGCUCGUCAUAGCUCAUAAAGAACCACACUCUCAUACAGACACCCGCGCAAGGAAAGAUGAUAUGAUAUAUAAAGAACGCAAUGAAAACGCUUAUAAAUGGACUUUUCUCAAUGAUUUAAAGAUUAAUUUUAGUUACGAUUAAGUUAAACACAGUGAACCGCCACAUUUUGUAAACUAUUUAUUAUUACUAUAUAUAUACAUACACGUUUUUUAAUUGUUUUUAAUGUAACAUUUUUAAGCACCUUUCGAUGGCUGCAGCGCAGCGCGGCAAGCAAAACCCCCGAGCUAAGGCAUUUUUUUUAAUCAAAUUGUAAUUAGAUAUUUACUUGUAAUGACUAAUCUUAAGUUAAAACCAACAGACAUUGAGAGGCAUCUGAAGAUAGGAUAAGAGAUCGCGAAAUAAUUAUGUUCGAUGGAAACUCAUCUGAAUUGUGCAAGCAUACGUACAAUUAAUAAAUAUAAAUGUGCGGAUUAAA
This is a messenger RNA of Drosophila biarmipes, 6320 nucleotides long. RefSeq names its product protein strawberry notch (gene sno). The record is from RefSeq and is a predicted model, not a curated record. Bases 560 to 5524 code for a protein of 1654 amino acids. Gene Ontology annotation, molecular function: histone binding; chromatin DNA binding. Gene Ontology annotation, cellular component: nucleus. The transcript is spliced from 13 exons. Gene Ontology annotation, biological process: regulation of DNA-templated transcription. Lineage: Eukaryota; Metazoa; Arthropoda; Insecta; Diptera; Drosophilidae.